UGAAAGGUAAGAAACUUCCAGUCAGGACGAAUGUAGGGGGGACAACUGUGCCUGAAAACGAGAAGAAGAAGACGCUACGUGCCUGAAGGACCUUAAAGAGUUUCGGGAUAUGUUGUCACUCUUUGCCAAGUCCGCUCUCUCAACAUACAGGGGAUCCGGGCCCUGCAGCCAAACAGUCAUCCGGGCCAUGUCGUCGUCCGGCGGUACCACCGCCCCGUACACCACCCUGGCCAUCAGCCGUCCAGCACAGGCGGUCACACAUGUGGAACUCCACCGUCCCAACAAGCGCAAUGCCAUGAAUAAAGCUUUCUGGAGUGAGAUGGUGGACUGUUUUAACGAGAUCUCGGGUGACCCGGACUGCAGAGUGGUGGUGGUCUCUGCCGCAGGGAAGGUCUUCACAGCAGGAAUUGAUCUGGUGGACAUGGCUGCUGACGUGCUGCAGCCCGACGGCGACGACACGGCCCGAAUUUCUUGGAACCUCAGAAAGACCAUCAGCAAGUAUCAGGACACGUUCUCAGUCAUCGAGACGUGUCCAAAGCCAGUCGUGGUAGCUGUCCAUGGAGCCUGUGUGGGAGGAGGUGUGGACCUGAUUACCGCCUGUGACAUCCGCCUAUGCACCCAGGAUGCCUGGUUCCAAGUCAAGCCUGGUGAACGAGCUGGCUCUGACGGCGCGGAAGAUGUACGCCGACGAGGCCCUGAACAGCGGACUUGUCAGCCGAGUGUUUGCAGACAAGGAGGCCAUGAUGGCAGGCGCGCUGGAGAUGGCCGGGGAGGUGGCCGCCCGCAGCCCUGUGGCCGUGCAGGGCACCAAAGUCAACUUGAUCUACUCCCGAGACCACAGUGUAGCGGAGGGACUCAACUACAUGGCUACGUGGAACAUGAGCAUGCUUCAGACUCAAGAUGUGAUGAAAUCCGCUCAGGCCUCCAUGGAAAAGAAGAGUAUCAAAAGUGUAACGUUCUCCAAACUCUGAACAGAGCUCAGUACAUCCACCGAACAAGCUCUUCUUUUCGGAACAGUAUUUCUCAAACUAGGGUCUCCGGACUGGCUUUAAAGGGGUGUCCAAAGAGCCAACAUCAUUACUAAACUAAAAAAAAAAAUAAUAAUGUGUGCAUCUCAUGAAUCAUGUGACUUGGUGCUCAUUUUCUUUAACCAGUUUGUAAAUGUUGCAUAAUUAAGCUGAAAAGUGCACUUCUGGCAAACGACAGCCAAAUUCAGUGGCCUGACUUUGCAAUCGAGUCUAUAUUUAUCAUUGUAAAAUACAUAUGUACAUGAAUGUUUAUAUUAAUCUCUUAAACGCUUCUGAAAGUUCA
Molecule: messenger RNA, 1311 nt
Organism: Phycodurus eques (leafy seadragon)
Lineage: Eukaryota; Metazoa; Chordata; Actinopteri; Syngnathiformes; Syngnathidae
Gene: ech1
Product: enoyl CoA hydratase 1, peroxisomal
Exons: 10
Coding region: 110-1084 (324 amino acids)
Cellular component (GO): mitochondrion
Molecular function (GO): delta(3,5)-delta(2,4)-dienoyl-CoA isomerase activity
Source: RefSeq, a predicted model, not a curated record